Racocetra persica is the source of this 1074-nucleotide messenger RNA. NCBI's taxonomy places the organism in Eukaryota, Fungi, Glomeromycota, Glomeromycetes, Diversisporales, Gigasporaceae. The record is from the annotation of a GenBank genome assembly.
AUGAAAGUCACAGAUUCUUUACGUCUUAAAGAAAGUAUUAUUAUUGAAUCGAUUUUAAACAAAUUCAAGUUACAUCGUUAUACUAAAAAAUGUAGGGUUGAAGAAUCUGCAGCAUCUUCUCCUUCACCAGUCCCUGAGAAUAUUGAUCAUAUUGAGAAUAUUGAGGAGGAAGAAGCUGAAAUAAAUAGAUUAUUAGCAUUUGAAAUAAAAGUAACUCAAGGCGAUAAUGGUAUCGAUAUUAUUUUGACUCAUAAGGAAAAACUUAUUCUUAUACAAUGUAAGAAUGUAGAAACUCCUAUAAAUGUUCAUAUUGUAAGAGUUUUUGAGUCGGCACUUUCAAGAUUUUCAUCAGAUUCUCUAAGACUUAUUGUAUACAAUAGCAAAAAAUUAGAAGAAAAUUUUGCUACUUCUAAAGCUAAAGAUUGGGCGUUUACGUCUAAAAAGAAUAUCAAAAUUUGUAACGAAAAAGAGUUUGUUGAAAUCAUCAAGAAUUUUUUUGAAAACGAUAAUGAUGAUCAUAUCAAAUUGAUAAAUUAUACCGCAGAUAGUUUUGAUUUAAUUAAAUUGGUUGGAAAAAAUGUUUCUACUACAAAGAAAACAAAGAUAAUUGUUUUUACUGGAACUAUCGGUGUUGGCAAGACUACUUGUGCUAAAUUAUUCGAAUCUUUUCUUAAAAGAAAAGGAUUUACCUUCCUAUGGAAGGUUGAUUAUAUUAUUCUCAAUUGUACUCAGAAGGAUAUGAAGAUGUUCAAUAAAUUUUUCCAAAAUCCGAGCGAGAAAGAAUAUAUCGACAGAAAAGUUGAUGAGAUCGAACCACUUGACUUCUAUAAGGUUGUUUUUGUGACUAUUCCAAUCAAAAUGUCUUUUGAACGGCAGCAAAAGAGAGCUCGUUUAGAUGAAUUGGUCAAAAGGGAGUAUUUGGAAAUGCUUAAUGCUUAUUACCUUGAAGAUAUUGAUUUGGUUUAUCCUGAGAAUUUAAAAUUUGAAAAUAUUGUUAAUCUUUGUGGUGGUGAUGAUUGUGCACAAUGUCUCGGUGUUAAGAUCUACGAGAAUUUCUUUAAUACUCUUUUAUAG